GCUUACAAGGCGUCCAGACGGUUAAUUCAUAUUUGGCGGGGAUGCGCGCGCGGCUGUGCGGGACGGGUGCGCGGUGCGAGGCCGCGGGCGCCUCAUGACAACAAACGUAUGCCUGACGUGGGCCGGUGGACGCUGGGGAGAAAACUUUCCACAAAAAACCCCUCCAGAAGUGAACACAGACCAUGGCAAAGCAUCAUCCUGACUUGAUCUUCUGCCGCAAGCAGCCCGGGGUGGCCAUCGGGCGUCUGUGUGAGAAGUGUGACGGGAAGUGUGUGAUCUGUGACUCCUACGUGCGGCCCUGCACCCUGGUCAGGAUAUGUGACGAGUGCAACUACGGCUCUUACCAGGGUCGCUGUGUCAUCUGUGGAGGCCCAGGAGUGUCUGACGCCUACUACUGCAAGGAGUGCACGGUGCUGGAGAAGGACAGGGACGGCUGCCCCAAGAUCGUCAACCUCGGCUCCUCCAAGACAGACUUGUUUUACGAGAGGAAGAAAUACGGUUUCAAAAAGAGAUGAGGCGGGCUGUGGGUGGGCGAGGGGUGUGGUGGGGCUUUUUGUAUCUGGAGACUUAUUUUCACUUUAUAUUCAUUAUAUGUGAUGUUCAUUAAUGAUCAAAUAUAUUUUGUUUACAGGUAUACAUAUUAUUACUGACCUUCCUUUGCUUCUUGAUAAUAGAAUAAUGUAAUUAAUGGAGGCCACGUAUGUUAUGUAUUACUCAUGAACAUUACUUAACCAAAAGUAAAACAUAAUGCCAGAGCACUAAAAUGAUUAAAGAAACAAAACCAUUUGAUUGCCAACAUUCUGGUUACAACAAAACAUGCAGGGCUGCCUUGAUCCCUGUGCUGCAGGAAUAAGACAUUGUUUACCAUAGCACUGGCUUUUAGAAAAGCCAGUCUAGUAUGUAAUCACUUGAAAGUUUGUCUUCAUGUAUUAUAUGGGUAAACAUUUUUAUCGUCUGGGAAUAAACACCACUGGUAUGAAUUAAUAAAAGUUUUCCACAAUAA
This is a messenger RNA of Portunus trituberculatus (swimming crab), 1003 nucleotides long. RefSeq names its product PHD finger-like domain-containing protein 5A (gene Phf5a). The transcript has 2 exons. Bases 183 to 515 code for a protein of 110 amino acids. The record is from RefSeq and is a predicted model, not a curated record. Gene Ontology annotation, cellular component: precatalytic spliceosome; U12-type spliceosomal complex; U2 snRNP. Gene Ontology annotation, biological process: mRNA splicing, via spliceosome. Lineage: Eukaryota; Metazoa; Arthropoda; Malacostraca; Decapoda; Portunidae.